Messenger RNA from Drosophila innubila, 822 nucleotides. RefSeq names its product proteasome subunit beta type-6-like. Gene Ontology annotation, cellular component: proteasome core complex. The transcript has 2 exons. The record is from RefSeq and is a predicted model, not a curated record. Lineage: Eukaryota; Metazoa; Arthropoda; Insecta; Diptera; Drosophilidae. Bases 52 to 726 code for a protein of 224 amino acids. Gene Ontology annotation, molecular function: threonine-type endopeptidase activity.
AGUCAUAUAGAAUAUUUUUAUUUAUAUAAACAAAUUUGAAUAGCGUUUAAAAUGGAAACUGAGUACAAAGGUAAUGGCAUUAGCUCUGGGACCACAAUUGUAGCCAUUGAAUAUGAUGACGGAGUUGUUAUUGCCGCCGAUUCGAGGACUAGCUGCCAAAACUAUGUAUCGAAUCGAUUGGCGGAUAAGCUAACUCGCAUCACGGAUAAUAUAUAUUGUUGUCGGAGUGGUUCGGCUUCGCAAACACAGGCUUUGGCCAAGGAAGUGUCUUCCUUAAUGAACCACUUGGAGAUCGCUAUGGGCGAACCAAUGCUUGUCUCUGAUGCGGCCCUCACAUUCCGCAAUCACAUCUAUAGGAAUCGCAGUUCAAAAAUCACCAGCGUCAUUGUGGCUGGUUGGGAUAAGCGAAAGGGCGGCCAGGUUUAUAGUGUACCCGUUAGUGGACUCUGUAUACGCGAACCCUUCUCAGUUGCCGGCUCUGGAUCGACCUAUAUCCAAGGAUUUGUCACUUCCCAAUAUUAUCCGGGCAUGCCAUUAGAUGAGACUGUGGCACUUGCUAUAGAUGCCGUUAAACUUGCGAUUGGACACGACUGCAGUUCCGGAGGCGUGGUUCGCAUUGGCAUUAUCGAUAGGGAAGGUAUAAAGACUGGUAUUAUCUGCAAACAUGAGUCUGACAUUAGUCAAGUUACCAACAAAGUGAUGUGGAACUUAGAAUUUGGACAAUGAUAGCUCACGAUUUUUACAUUUUUCCAAAUUUUUAUGUAUUUAUACAGAUUUAAUUAACAUUAAGGAUCUGUAAAAGAUUCCGAAUUACUGUUUGAA